ACAUAAAUAUACAGUCCAUGUGGUUGUAGAAGCUAAAUGAAUGAAUGAAGAUUUAUUCACGUUUUCAUUUAAUUCCUUCCAAUCCUUAAACCAUACUCAUGCCAAAAUGGAAAUAUUAGUCGCUGUAAUUUCCCCUGUUCACACUGGUCAUUAGAUUUUAACGGAAGAGUUGGUGGACAAUCAUUCAAGUCAGCAGCCUUAAAUGUGUGUGGUCCCUGUUCCUCACUGUGUAACAGAUUACCUGUACACCGUGACCUGCUCCCUGAGCAUGCCGCCGUCAGACAGCAACGUCUCCUACUGGCUCACUUUCCAGAAAAGGGAGAAGGAAUGGGUGUGUAUGCUGACAAAUACAGAUGGGGGCUACUUCUGCUCCUUUAAAAGAAGCGAUCCAAGGUUUAAUGAUCAGGAGGCUCAUAAAAUCUCACUUUGUUCCAACCAAACGGAUGGGUCUAAAAGCUGUAAAGAGCUGGUUGAUGAAUACAAACCUUUGGACCACAUUAAACCAAACGCACCCUGCUGCCUCACAGUCCGGCACAACGCAAGUCAACACCACUUCACCUGGAAAAGCACCUAUGAGGAAUUUGCUGAUUCCACCGAUCUGGUCGGCAGUCUCAAGUUUCAGCUUCAGUUUUACAGAAAAGGAAACGCACAAAACGUGUCAACAUUUCCCGUCACCAAUCUGGAUUGUUCAGUGGAUGAUCAAAAUUUUGAUCCAGACACCGAGUACGCGGCCAGAGUGCGGACCAGUCCUGAUCAGCUUUACAAAGGAGAGUGGAGCGACUGGUCUCCUGAAGUGUACUGGAAGACAGAGGCAGCUGUGAAUGAUCCCCCACCAUACACAUUUCUUUUGGGACUGGGCAAGGUGCUCAUCUCCUUAUUUGUGCUGAUGCUAUUCACCCUCAUUUUCGUCUGGGCUCCUGUUAAAAAGUGGAGAAAAGGGGCUUUCAUCCCAACUCCAGCACCCUACUUCCACACCCUGUACAAUGAAUACCAGGGAGAUUUCAAGAGCUGGGUGGUGACACACGAACACACGGCCGACGUGCUGAAGGCGGAGGAAACGCUUCAAAUCGACACGCUCACAAAGUGUGAAGUGGUGGAAGAGAAUGAAGAGUGUCAGCCCCAGGUUUUCCACCACUUCAGGGAGGGAAGCAUCUACAGCAACAUAUCGGACCCCGGCUGCGAUGCUUCGAUGCUGGGGGUCCCGUACGCUGUGAGCACCCUCCCACCAAGGUACCCCGCUGAAGGAGACUCGGGGUGCUGGCUGGAGAGGGACCCGCCCUGGUACUGCAACGAGUACUGCACCAUGAGCGCCUUCCAGCAGGGAAGCCCCGUCACAGCAGAGGAUCAUGGGAGCUUAAAAUCCCACACCUGCCCCACAGGGAUCAUCAGAGAGGAGGCCGCGACUGAAGCAUGAGCUCUGUGUAGUUACUGUGACGUGAACUUUGAAAGUUCAACGACACACAUUUACACAUGUAAAGUGCUUCAAAAUAAAACAGUACAUUCUUA
Gymnodraco acuticeps is the source of this 1506-nucleotide messenger RNA. RefSeq names its product interleukin-21 receptor. Lineage: Eukaryota; Metazoa; Chordata; Actinopteri; Perciformes; Bathydraconidae. Gene Ontology annotation, cellular component: membrane; external side of plasma membrane. Gene Ontology annotation, molecular function: protein binding; cytokine receptor activity. The coding region runs from base 203 to 1414 and encodes 403 amino acids. The transcript has 8 exons. Gene Ontology annotation, biological process: cytokine-mediated signaling pathway; immunoglobulin mediated immune response. The record is from RefSeq and is a predicted model, not a curated record.